This is a messenger RNA of Arabidopsis arenosa, 1344 nucleotides long. Lineage: Eukaryota; Viridiplantae; Streptophyta; Magnoliopsida; Brassicales; Brassicaceae. The record is from the annotation of a GenBank genome assembly.
CCUAGGGCCGAUAAUAAAAGCGGGCUUAAGGCGAGGAGGCGGUAAACAAAUGGGAGACGGAUUGGGAUUCUCGGCAUCGUUGGUUCGUUAUCUUGUAGUUAGACAGAUCACUACGACAAAGAAAGAUGAUCUGUGGUUUUAUUUUAACAACCAACCGAUGCGAUUCACUUUGCGUGAAUUUCAUCUUGUCACCGGACUUCCUUGCUAUGCGGAAGAUAAAAUCCAAGUAGAAGAAAACAUCAAUUGGCCUAUGGUAACCAAAGAGCACACUCCGGAAGAUUUGCUAGCUCAGUUACGUGCUUUGGGAAAUGAUGAUGAGGAAAGCAAACUUAGGCUUGCUAUGUUGCUUCUUCUCGAGUCAAUAUUCUUGUUGAAGUAUGCCCUUAACAAGCCAAGUAUGUACUUUACGGCAGAGAUGUUGGAGAGAGGGAAAAAUAAAAUGCACACGUAUCCUUGGGGUAAAUUGGCGUUUGACUUACUCGUAGAUUCUGUACACAAACUUACUGGUAAAUUGCAAACUGGUUCGUCAAAGAAAGACCUUAAAGGUUUUCCGAUGGCAUUACAGUUGUGGAUGUUGGCUUCUGUGCCAGCAUUAGAAACUGCUUUUGCUCAGUCAGAAUCAGAUACUUCAGGCUUUGUUUGUGAGAGGUACGUGGUUACUAGGCAGCCUAGUUAUUAUGAAAUUGAGAGCGUGGCAGAAUCUACGAGUCCCUCGGUAAUCAGCUUUCUUGGUUCUGAUGAAGAAGACUAUGAAGAUGAUGAUCCUUUUAAGAUGAUGAUGAAGAUGGUGAAGGGAGGAUACCCCUGGACUGAGCUAGAUUGGAGGCGUGGAUUCAUUGAGGUAGAAAAAGCUCAAGAAGAUGGUGGCUAUGCUUCGCCCAGGCUCGAGACUUCUGUUUCGCUUGGGCUCGAGGCUUCGCCCAGGCUCGAGACUUCUGUUUCGCUUGGGCUCGAGGCUUCGCCUAGGCUCAGCAAUUCACUGCAUGAACCGGACACGGGAGAUAAGGAUGAGUUUGGUAAGGAGUUGAAUGUUCAGGAUAAGGAUGAGUUUGAUAAGGAGUUGAAUGUUCAGGAUGAGGAUGAGGAUGAGGAUGAGCCGGAGUUGAAUGUUCAGGAUGAGGAUGAGGAUGAGGAUGAGGAUGAGCCGGAGUUGAAUGUUCAGGAUGAGGAUGAGGAUGAGCCGGACGUAUUGGUUGAUCAACUCAAGGAGUUGAAUUUUCAGGAACAACCUGAGCAGGAAAAGGUUGGGGUUUAUAAAACACGAGCUGGACGCGUGGUUAUACCACCAACAAAUUGAAAAAACCCUAAAUUCCACAACCUCAUAAAUAAAGAGCACAAAUCAUG